This is a messenger RNA of Myxozyma melibiosi, 2232 nucleotides long. RefSeq names its product glycosyl transferase. Bases 158 to 1789 code for a protein of 543 amino acids. Gene Ontology annotation, molecular function: dolichyl pyrophosphate Man9GlcNAc2 alpha-1,3-glucosyltransferase activity. The transcript is spliced from 6 exons. The record is from RefSeq and is a predicted model, not a curated record. Gene Ontology annotation, cellular component: endoplasmic reticulum membrane. Gene Ontology annotation, biological process: protein N-linked glycosylation. Lineage: Eukaryota; Fungi; Ascomycota; Lipomycetes; Lipomycetales; Lipomycetaceae.
AGAGCGACCGUCGACGAGCCGCACGUUCAGUAAUUUGUUGUUCCCGCGCCCAAAGUACAAGGACCGAAUACUCACUCACUUUGCUGGAAUGAAUUGCUCCAGGUCGGCCAAUCAGCUGGUAUUCCUUUGAGCAGUCGAAUAAGAGAGGAACAACAAUAUGACAGAGUCAAAAUCUGCGGCAAGUGCGAAAAUUCCCGCGGUAAAAGCGACGGACGACAAGAGAUCAGAUGUGUCUGCUCCACAACCCGCAAAGAAAGAUGCUGUCAAUACUUCAGAAGUCAACGAGGACUCGGACAAUUCACCGCUGAAUGUCUUUCUGAUUACAUUUAAGGCCGCACGUACCCAAUGGGUUGCUAGGCAGGUCAUAAUCAUGAUCUCGCUCCUUUACCGUCUCGGGGUUGGCUUGGGUCCUUAUUCGGGCAAGGGGACUCCUCCAAUGUAUGGUGAUUUUGAAGCCCAGCGACAUUGGAUGGAGAUCACAUAUCAUUUACCUGUGAGGGAAUGGUACUGGUAUGAUCUUCAAUAUUGGGGGUUAGACUAUCCACCUGUGACCGCAUAUCACUCGUGGAUCCUUGGCUGGAUUGGAUCCAAGGUAAACUCCUCCUGGUUUGAUCUGGAUACCUCGAGAGGCUGUGAAGACCCGAACCUGAUUUCGUAUAUGCGGAUGACUGUCGUCGUCAGUGAUCUUGCGGUAUAUAUACCCGCAGUAUCGAUGUUUAUCCGCUGGAAGAUGAAGAGCGCCAAACUGUCUCCUUUUCAUCACAGUAUAUCCACGGCCGCAAUCCUACUGCAGCCUUCGUUGAUACUGAUCGAUCACGGACAUUUCCAGUACAAUUCGGUCAUGCUUGGCCUAGCUCUGCUGGGCUUUACCAAUAUUCUAAAAGACAAGCUUGUCAUUGGCUCUAUAUUUUUUGUUUUGGCAUUGGCUUUCAAGCAAAUGGCGCUUUACUACGCUCUCCCAGUAUUUGCUUACUUGCUAGGAAUAUGCAUCUUUCCGCGUAUCAAUAUUCCGCGAUUUUGCUCGCUAGCCGUAUCUGUUUUGAUUUCAUUCGCGGCAAUUUUGGCGCCUAUAUCUUUCAGCAAAGGAUUUGCUAUUAGAGAUGUUUUCACGCAGUCUCUACAGGUUGUCAUCCGCGUUUUCCCUUUUGCGCGAGGACUCUGGGAAGACAAGGUUGCCAACUUUUGGUGUGCUGUUAAUACAUUUGUGAAGCUGAAAACGCUUCUUCCGUCGGAAACUCUUCAGAGGUUAAGUUUGGUUAUGACACUGAUAUCGGUUCUCCCGGCCUUUACCUUAAUCCUUCUCCAUCCGCGAAAAAAGGCACUCAUCUGGGGAGUCUCUGCUUCAGCGUGGGGAUUUUUCCUCUUCUCGUUCCAGGUGCACGAAAAGAGUGUUCUGCUGCCUCUCAUGCCAACUACUUUGUUGUUGGUGGGCGAGACGGAUUUGAAUGUCCAGAGUUGCAUUUACUGGAUCAAUAAUAUUGCCAUGUUCAGUCUUUUCCCGUUGAUAAGAAGAGAUGGCUUGGUCAUGCAGUUCUUCACCAUCUUUUUCCUAUGGAACUGGCUAAUGAAGUCAUUUUCCAAAGCCCCGAAAUACUUUCUAGGACAGCUUGUCGUGAUUUCGUCAUAUCUUGCGGUAGCCGCUCUACUGAUACUCGAGCUAACUGUCCCACCACCGGCACAAUACCCUGAUAUAUGGGUGGUCGCGAACGUCACAUUAUGCUUCGGCUGCUUCUUUCUGUUUGCGGUCUGGAAUAAUUACAAACUGUACAAAGCUUGCAUUACGAAAUGAUAGAAGUUCAAGGAAGAUGAGGAUGACUAGUCAGCUGUACAAAGGCAACACCCAAUAGCUGGGUAUGAUGGACUCUUUCGGGGAAUACUGCAUGUCGAGGUAGAGCUUGAGAUAUAGUAGUCAUGUUUAUAUGUACAAUCUAUUGAUCGGUACGCCGACACCGAUACGCCAUAAUAUACAAAAUGCAUCUGCAGAGAGGAGAGCCAACAAAACAAGUAAGAACCACCACUGAUUCACGAUCUAGACAUUGAAUCCGUAUCCCUUCAUGCAGUUUUUGUACUCCUGAAUCAGAUCAGCGCACUGCUUGCGACCGUCUUCGCUGACGAGCAUGCACUCAUCCCGAGCUUGCUUCUGAUCGAGACAGACGCAGCACGGCUUCGGGCGCUCUGUGAUGAGAUAUUCGUUAGUACUUGAUCAAACACAGAGUGAUUAGAAGAUAUUCG